Messenger RNA from Lates calcarifer (barramundi perch), 7129 nucleotides. It is a transcript of the gene epha4b, whose product is annotated as eph receptor A4b. Bases 66 to 3020 code for a protein of 984 amino acids. Gene Ontology annotation, biological process: axon guidance; cell surface receptor protein tyrosine kinase signaling pathway; protein phosphorylation. Lineage: Eukaryota; Metazoa; Chordata; Actinopteri; Centropomidae. Gene Ontology annotation, molecular function: transmembrane-ephrin receptor activity; protein binding; ATP binding. Gene Ontology annotation, cellular component: neuron projection; plasma membrane. The record is from RefSeq and is a predicted model, not a curated record. The transcript has 19 exons.
AAGGCUGCGCUCACCGACUCGACACCGCCAACAGGGAUGCAGCGAGGGCGCAGCGCAGCCUGAAAAUGGCACCACCACGCGUCCUGUGGAUCUAUCCAUCCCUUUUCCUCCUGUCCUCCCUGCUUCUUUUCCACGCGCUGUCGCCGUGCGGGGCCUUACGGAAUUAUCCGGAGAAUGAAGUUACGUUGCUGGACUCCAUGUCAGCUCUGGCCGACCUGGGCUGGGAAGCUUACCCUAAUGAGGGGUGGGAGGAGAUCAGUGUGAUGGAUGAGAGGAACACCCCGAUGAGGACCUACCAGGUGUGUAACGUCAUGGAGGCCAACCAGAACAACUGGCUGAGGACGCGCCACAUCAGCCGAGAAGGAGCACAGCGCGUCUAUAUAGAGAUCAAGUUCACCCUGAGGGACUGCAAUAGCCUGCCCGGGGUCCCUGGUACCUGCAAAGAGACAUUCAAUAUGUACUACUAUGAGUCCAACAAUGCCAACCUGUGGUUCAUCAAGGAAAGCCAAUACGUCAAGAUUGACACUAUUGCUGCAGAUGAGAGCUUUACACAGGUGGACGUCGGGGACCGCGUCAUGAAGCUGAACACCGAGGUCCGCGACAUCAGCAACCUGAGCAAAAAGGGUUUUUACUUGGCCUUCCAGGACCUGGGCGCCUGUAUCGCUCUGGUCUCCGUCAGGGUCUUUUACAAGAAGUGCCCCCUCACUGUGCUUAACUUGGCCCAAUUCCCCGACACAAUAACUGGCGGAGACACGGCGCUGGUGGAGGUCCACGGCAUGUGUGUGAAUGCCUCAGAGGAGUUCGAGGCUCCCAAGAUGUACUGCAGUGCAGACGGAGGCUGGCUGGUUCCCAUCGGUAGAUGUGUGUGCAAACCGGGCUUCGAGGAGAACAAGGACGUCUGCCAACCGUGCAGACCUGGUACCUACAAAGCUUCAGCCACGGAUGCCUACUGCACUAAGUGCCCUCCUCACAGCUCGUCCCCACAGGAACAAGCAGUUGAGUGUGUCUGUGAGAAAAGCUUCUACCGUGCUGAGACUGACCCACGCUCAAUGGCCUGCACACGUCCGCCAUCUGCUCCAGAGAACCCCAUCUCCACAGUGAAUGAGACCUGUGUGACCUUGGAGUGGUCACCACCCAGAGACACAGGAGGCCGGGGAGACAUCACCUACAGCCUCCACUGCAGGAAGUGCUCUGGUGAUGGCAGGAAGUGUACGCCGUGUGGUAGCAGUGUCCAUUUUGUGCCCAGACAGUUUGGUCUCUCCUCAGCCACCGUGUUGGUCACCGACUUGCAGCCAGACUCCAACUACAGCUUCACUAUCGAGAGCCAGAAUGGAGUGUCAGACUUGAGUCCAACACCCAGAGGAACAGUAGUCAUCAACGUCACCACAUCACAGACAGUGAGUGUAGUGCUGAAGGAGAGGCGGAGCAAGGACAGCGUGACUUUGGCCUGGCAGGGUCCAGAGAGGCCCAAUGGGGCGAUAGUGGAGUAUGAGGUCAUCUACUAUGAGAAGAACCAACGGGAGCAGAACUACACAGUUUUGAAGACUCGCUCCAACAUGAUGACAGUGGACGGGCUGAAGCCAGGGACCACUUAUGUGUUCAGGGUUAGGGCUCGAACCGACGGCGGCUAUGGGAGCUACGGUGGAGAGAUCGAACUGGAAACUAGCCACGAAGAUGUUUUGGCUAUUGGGGACCCUAACCAGUCCACCAUCCUGGCCGUGUCCAUCGCUGGGGGAAUUGUUCUUCUCAUCUUCCUGGUGACUUGCUUCAUUGUCAGCGGCAGGCACUGUGGAUAUAUCAAAGCCAAGCAGGACCCUGAUGAAGAGAAGAUGCAGUUCCAGCAUGGCCGAGUUAAGCUUCCAGGCAGUAGGACCUACAUCCACCCUCACACCUACGAAGACCCCAACCAGGCAGUCAGAGACUUUGCCAAAGAGAUUGAUGCUUCCAAUAUUCGCAUAGAGAGAGUCAUUGGAGCUGGAGAGUUUGGGGAGGUGUGCAGUGGUCGGCUGCGUGUGCAGGGGAAGAGGGAGAUCUACGUGGCCAUCAAGAGUCUGAAGGCGGGAUACUCUGACAAACAGAGGAGGGACUUCCUGUCUGAGGCGUCCAUCAUGGGGCAGUUUGACCAUCCGAACAUCAUCAGGCUGGAGGGUGUUGUCACAAGAUGUAAGCCAGUGAUGAUCAUAACGGAGUUCAUGGAAAACGGAUCUCUGGACACUUUCCUCAAGAAGCAUGACGGCCAGUUCACAGUGAUCCAGCUGGUCGGCAUGCUGCGCGGCAUCGCCUCAGGUAUGAAGUACCUGUCAGAUAUGAGCUACGUUCACAGAGACCUGGCGGCUCGGAACAUCCUGGUCAACAGCAACCUGGUGUGUAAGGUGUCGGACUUUGGCCUGAGUCGGGUUCUGGAGGACGACCCGGAGGCUGCCUACACUACAAGGGGAGGGAAGAUCCCCAUCAGAUGGACGGCUCCAGAGGCUAUAGCCUACAGGAAGUUCACCUCGGCCAGCGAUGUGUGGAGUUAUGGUAUCGUCAUGUGGGAGGUGAUUUCAUACGGAGAGAGACCCUACUGGGAGAUGUCCAACCAGGAUGUGAUCAAAGCAAUAGAUGAGGGCUACCGUCUCCCCGCUCCGAUGGACUGUCCUGUGGUGCUGCACCAGCUCAUGUUGGACUGCUGGGAGAAGGGCCGCAGCGACAGGCCAAAGUUUGGACAGAUUGUCACAAUCCUGGACAAGCUCAUCAGAAACCCAGCCAGCCUCAGAGAGCUGGCCAACAGCUCAGUAUGCAGGGAGGACCCGUCCACCCCAGAGUUCAGUGUGAGCACAGUGGAUGAGUGGUUGGAGGCCAUCAAGAUGGGCCAGUAUAAGGACAACUUUUCCAGUGCUGGAUAUGUCAGCUUGGACUCAAUCCUCUACAUCAGUGUCAGUGAAUUGGCUAAGAUGGGUGUGUCUCUGGCCGGCCACCAGAAGAAGAUUUUGUCCAGUGUCCAGAGCCUGCAGACCCAGGGGACGCACGUCCAAGUAUAACAGUUUCAACAUAAAAAACACAGUGAGACAGAGCCAAAAUGGAUGCUCCUGUGAAGAGUUUCACCCCCUUGAAAUGGAGCUGCAAUGGACACUCUGUGCUCCAUUGAUUUUGAGACACACUGAGAUGGAGACAACAUGGACGCUUGACUCCUUCACCUUCUCGCAGUUUUCACCAUUCUUCCCAUCCUCGAUGGGCACUACCGGCUUCAGCACUCAAGAGUCCCAGCAACACAACCACCAUUAUGGAGCAACAGAGAGACAUGUCCAACAACAAGGCCACAUGUAGAGCAUCCCAGAUCAUUUCACAUCAUAUCAGCUGAACAAAAGAAGAAGAAGAAAAAAAAAGAUUUUUAACAAAAGAAAUGACAAAAAAAACAAAUUAGAAUAUAAUUAUCAUCACUGUCUGUGAGGUGUACAGUUGGUUUUUACUGUCAUUUUGUUUAAGUUUUCACCUUGAAGAGUUUAAAAAUGGUCAGAAGAUAUGUAUAUGUGUAGAUAUAUGUUUAUAUGGGCUGUGUGUCCCACAACCGUAGAGAUGGACCUAACGUUUGUAUUGGUGGUGAGGUUUAUGUCGCUCAACCUUAAUAAGAGUUAUUACCUAGUACAUGCCCCUUCCAUUGCUCUGUGUAUACAGAAAGCCAAUGAACAAGGCAAGAUUCUGAAUGACAUGAAUGUGUGGGGUGAGGGGAACAGAAAAACUGGACCUUUGGAGAUAAAGAGGGAUGUAGAUUUCGUUUGCUCCUGUAGGAUAGAAGUAAGAUUUGUUUAAAUAGUGUAUCUGACCAGGACAAGGGCUUCCCUAGCGACUGCUCUGAGACACUCUUCCAUAGCAACUAGACCCAGUGCACGUUUGCUUGUCUGCUUGCACUUAUGAUGUAACUGAGUGCAAAGUAAAGCUCAAGUUGGAGAUAGCACAGAGAAAUUGUUACUCCACUUCCAUAACUGUCUAUUCCAAACAAUAUUGUCGGUUCAGCUGUCACAGUAUGAUGUUGUUGAGAAUACUUCAGCCUAAGAGUUUGCCUUCCCAUGUUUCAGGUGUGAUAAGAAAUUCAUAGUGUUUUGUGUAGAGCAAAGGUGAUGCAAAGGUCAUGAUAGAGUUGACACUGUUAAGAACGUGUGACUUGUUUUUCCAGUGUUGUGCCAUGUACAGUACAGUAACCUUGAAAUGAUCAUCUGGGCAACAUAACACCAUUACUCUGCUAUUCUUUUUCCUUUCAUCAGCUCCCAUGGCUGUAUGGUUACACAAGGACAGUCACAAUAAUUACAGUGUUUUGUCCAAAUAGUUUGCCUGAUGAAAAGGAGCACUGGAAUGGACCCUUUAUUCAGCAAGAUGAAAUACAUGCAGUGUUGAUUUUCAGCUGUGCCACCAAGAGAGGGUAAAUUUUACAAAGAAACAAGAUGAUUUGUGUGUCUUGUAGCCUACUGUCUCACUUUGUUGUAAUCAGUCAUGGCAACCUAUUUCAAGAAUCCCAGGUCUCAAACCAAACACCCAUAAGGUAAAUUUACAAAUCAAUGUUUACAACAAAAAGCAAAUAAAUUGGUUUGUUAGUUUUUCCACAUCAGAAGGAAAUCUGCUGCUUAUCACAUUAACUGCAAGAUUAGAUAUGAUGGGACCCUCCUUGCGUGCACUGCAUUAAUGGCACUGAACCUGCUUUUAGUGUAUUCCCAAAUCCAGUUUUAAUAUAUGUGAUACUCUAUAGGACCAACAGUGGCAUAAGGUACAGUAUAUAUGAUUGUAUCAUAGUGUAAAAUAUGUACAGUGUUGAUUUCCAGUGUUAGAAUGUUUGUAAUGAUAACGAUGAUGAUGACUAUGAUGUACUUUUAUUGUGACAAAGAGAUUUCUGAAGUACUCGUUCAGGGGCGGGUCGUACAGGAGUAAAGUGAAGGGAGGUGAUUCGUUGGUCUGAACAAAGGAAUGUAGCAUGGUGCGAAGCUUCAGCUUUGAUUGACAGGUGACAGUGACUGCAGUUUCUACCAUAGCGUUAGAAUGAGUAGAAUGUACUUCCCUAUUGAUACACUGGCUUAAUUUGUGUACACACCUUAGACAGUAAUUACAUGCACAUUUUAAGUAUGUCUCAGCAUACAGUAUAACUUUUGAAAAUACUUUUUUCCGUGAGGAAGGGAGGCAGGGCGUGAGGUUGAGAUGAGAAAAAUCCUGAGACAAAAUUUUGAUACAAAAUUGAGCAUUCAUUAAAACCCCCUCCCCCAAAACAGUAAUUGUCCAAUUGUAGCUUAGCAAUUGUACCUGGGCAUGGCAGACCUGUCAAGCUUUGCAUCUCACACGCUGAAGUGGUGUGCUUGGAGUUAUUGUAAGAGUAAGCGCUUCCAAAGAGUUUGGAGGGUAAUGUCAAACACAGGAGCAAAAGUGUGAGGCUUAAACAGCUCUAACUUAUGCUACAACUAUUAGCAUGUCUGGCUAAGAGUAUUUACAAGAUUACAGUAGUUUGUGAGGUUACAGGUGGACAAGUAACCCUACACAGCAAUACAAAAACAAUGUUGUUUCUAUGUGUCUUCUAUGUGGAUCUUCAAUCAGAAAGGAUGCUAACUUUUUACCUGGGACAUGCAACUUUAGCAUCAGUCUUUGAGCACAAUAUCACGUAUGUAGCAAUCAUGUUUAUAAAGACUCUUUUUGCUGGGUUUUGGUUUUAAAUGAGUCAUUUGGAAACAUAAAAUGAAAGCCAGAGACAGCAUUUUCAACCAAUUCAUUCAUUCAAGCUAGCUAGAGCUGAUAAAAUGUGCAAAAAUGUGUUGGCAAAGUCAGCAAGUGCCAGCAAAAACUUAAAAGAGGCUUCUUUUAUUGGUGUCCAUCUGAAAUCAAGCAGCCACUGUUCCAGAAACUAAUUUCAAUGGUAAAUCUGCUGCCAUUAUUAUUGUAAAUUCUGUAUGGGCUGUGCUAGAAUGGAAAGCUUGACAGGCCUAGCAACAGUAACUAAGGGGGUGGCAGAGUGAAAAUUUCCAGUUCUACUUAGCAGCACAAUAUGGCUUGUUACUUGUGUUUUGUUAACCCUGUUCUAUCAGAAUUUGUCAAAUAAUGGCAUGGAAAACAUGUUAAAAUACAGGUGUACAGAAACAUUGACAGCUAAAAGAACAUGAUCUAGGGAUUAAUUUCUCCUUGCCAAACCAUGUUGCUGUUUUGUCAAAUAAUCCACAGACAAAAAAUACCAUUCACAUAGUCUGAAACUGUUCAUUCUACUCUUACUAACUCUAUGAUUUCACUCUAGCGGACUACCCGUGACCGCUGGCCUUUUAGAUGCCUUAUUUACUGAGCUAUUGUUCUUUUCUGUUGCCCUAUAGAGGCAGAUAUUAAGAGUAAAGUGUAUGUACAGGUAGUAUUUAUCUGUGUUCUUAAGAUGACCUCACAUCAACACCCUGGUUUUGUAACAUCCCAGAGUCCCCUACCAACAGCACCCUCACUUUUUACGCAGAAGAGAGUCAUUUUGUUCUGAAAUAUUAGAAAUACUAUAAUAAAUCUCGAAGCUGAUCACCUGUAAAAGUUGAUGGAUGAAAUGACAAUAUGGUUCUUAUUUAUUUUAGUGAUAACAUAUUUGGUGAUGAAAACAAACCGCAAAUUAUGGAUGGGAUUGGGUUACAUUGUGAUAUUUUUGAUUCCAUAACUGGUUUAAUGUACAAAAUUCCUAGAAAAGGCUAGAACAAGAUGAAGUAUCACCCAAAAUAUAUGAGUAUAUUGUGAAAAUGUUCUCCUUUUUUUAAACAAGCUUGUUCAACAGUCCCAUUUCAGAAAAUUUUAAGAAUACAGAAGUCAUACCACACUUUGGUUUCAACUCUCAAAAACCCAGGUUUGUGCCACUAUUCACGCUAUCAAGGUUAGCUAUGUGGGUUGGUUUGCUUGAACUGAAAUAUGGCAUCUGUCCUCCAUUUCUCACCAGGUCUGUAUUGUAAAUGUUCAUGAGUGAUUCUCAUUUGAGACUUCCAGAUUCUGUCUCUUUCUCUCCUCCUCCUCCUCCUCCUCCUCUCUCUUUCUUUGGUCACCGUACAGUGCUUACUUGUCCCCAUGCCAGUUUCCUCUGCGUUGCUUGUUGUAAAGGGUGUAGGCAUUCUAAUGUCUUUCAUGUUGCUGUAAUAAAUAUGCUAAUAUUUCUAAUUUCUCA